CCAUACAUCUCUCAGAGCCCGGUGAUCUCGUGCAGCCUCAGGAUGUGCCUGAAACUCUUGAUUGUCUCAAUCGCCUUGAGGGGCGUGAUAUCCAUUGGUCGGGGAACUCCGACUUGCCCGAACACGGAUGACGGGACUGGGCUAUGUUCCUUCAUCGAAGCAUCAAACGGCGCGGCGAUCCCGGAACUCCUACAAUCGAUGAUGUCAAUGCGCGUUGAUCGUAAAGGUCUGAAGCAGUUCAUUCCCAACAGACUUGAGUAUCCGAAAGUUGAACCUGGAGGUCCUAUAGGCUCGAACGAGAAGCUUGAUGAAAAUUCAGAACGUCUCUUCAAUUUCCUCUCGGGGCCCGAGUCGAUUUCGAUUGUAGAUAAUUUCCUCUACGCGGCGGCUCGCGACGCUAUCUACAAGGUCGACCUCAGGAGCGGUAAUCAUACGGUUAUAUUCAACGGGAACGAGAACUGCGCGGUGGACGGGGCUUGCAGUCGCCCGCUGGGCUUGCGAAUAAGGGGGAAUCAACUCCUGGUCGCGGAUGCUCUUAAGGGGCUGAUAGAAAUCAACUUGACCACCGGUGAAUCUAGAGUCCAUCUCGCCGUAGGGUCUCCGAUUGAGGGUGAGCCGCUCCUGUUUCCCGAUGAUAUCGACGUCGACUGGGAGAAACAAAUCGUCUACAUGAGCGACGGUAGCACCAAAUGGCCUCUGGAAUACUGGGCUAUGAUCGUACUGGAGAUGGAACCUUCCUCGAGGUGCGAAGCUCAACAGGAGAUUCUGGCACACGGCACAUUCCUUGCUACUAUCAGAGACAUUAGUUGUCUCUAUCGUCGACGUCGCCUGAUCCGAUCAUUAGGAUAUUCCGAUCCAGUCAUAAUCUUCCUCAAUAGGAUAAUUCGUUAUGACAUGAAGAGCGGCAAGGCGGACGUCUUCGCCAAAAACAUCCGCUUCGCAAACGGUGUCCAAAUCUCUCACGAUAAGAAGUUCCUGCUAGUCAACGAGCUUUCAGCCAGACGGAUUCUCAAAUAUCCUCUCGACAGUGCCGUUCCUGCUUCCGGGGAGCCCUUCACGAAGCUCCUACCCGGAAACCCCGACAACAUACGACCUUCACUCAGUGGGGGAUACUGGGUCGCAAUGGCGAUGGGUCGACCGAACGGCAGCCGAAACCUGUUGGACGAGCUCCAAACUCGACCCGACCUGUCCGAGAAACUCGGCAACUCAGCUCUGAGCGUCGGUGGAUUGGUACGCAGUAUCGGAGUCUUGUUGAACAACACCCCGCUUCGCGAUUUGGGACAUAAGGUGGCGACUGGUGGGAUAAUCAUGGAAGCGAUUCCUGGGCACGGAUGCAUCGUCGAAUUGGAUGUGGAUGGGAAUAUCGUACAAACACUCCAAUCUUCACGGACGUUCUUCCUCACGGAAGUUUGUGAGCGUGAAGACGGUCUUUAUUGUGGCAGUUACCAAAACUCGUUCCUUCUGAAGGUCCCAAGAUCCACGUUUAGGAAUCCUUGA
This is a messenger RNA of Galendromus occidentalis (western predatory mite), 1497 nucleotides long. RefSeq names its product adipocyte plasma membrane-associated protein. The coding region runs from base 43 to 1497 and encodes 484 amino acids. The record is from RefSeq and is a predicted model, not a curated record. Gene Ontology annotation, molecular function: hydrolase activity. Lineage: Eukaryota; Metazoa; Arthropoda; Arachnida; Mesostigmata; Phytoseiidae. The transcript has 8 exons. Gene Ontology annotation, cellular component: endomembrane system.